Chelonia mydas (Green sea turtle) is the source of this 7522-nucleotide messenger RNA. It is a transcript of the gene USP32, whose product is annotated as ubiquitin specific peptidase 32. The transcript has 34 exons. Bases 429 to 5294 code for a protein of 1621 amino acids. Gene Ontology annotation, cellular component: Golgi apparatus. The record is from RefSeq and is a predicted model, not a curated record. Gene Ontology annotation, biological process: protein deubiquitination. Gene Ontology annotation, molecular function: cysteine-type deubiquitinase activity; calcium ion binding. Lineage: Eukaryota; Metazoa; Chordata; Testudines; Cheloniidae.
CCCCCCCAUGCAGUGUAGCUCCUCUCUCCAUUGCGGCCCCAUCCCCAUCCAGUGUGGCCCCUCCCUCACCCAAUGUGUCCCCUUCCCCCACGGCCCAGCGAGGCCCCAACCGCCCCCUCCCGACGCCCCGCGCGCAACCGGGGCGCUCUAUGCCCCACGUGACAGAGGUCGUUCCAGCCCUGCCCCCGGGGAGUCCCCUGCGUGGCUUCAGCGCGCCGUGUCCGUUAGGGGCGGCGCCCGCGGCGGAACCACAACACUCCCCCGGCACGUGACCCGGGAGGGGGCAGGCGGGGGAGCCCACGUGACUCGGCAUGGAGGCGGUGGCGGAGACGGCGGGCGGCCCCCUCCUCCUCCUGCUCGGGAGUCGCUAGCGGCGCAUCCCGGGCUCCCAGCCGGCCGGGCUGCGGGGGCCAUGGACUGAGCGCACCAUGGGCGCCAAGGAGUCCCGCAUCGGCUUCCUCAGCUACGACGAGGCCCUGCGCAGGGUUACAGAUGUAGAACUAAAGCGUCUGAGAGAUGCUUUCAAGAGAACUUGUGGACUCUCAUGUUACAUGAGCCAGCAGUGCUUCAUUAGGGAAGUGCUUGGUGAUGGAGUGCCUCCAAAAGUUGCAGAGGUCAUUUACUGUUCAUUUGGGGGAACAUCCAAAGGGCUACACUUCAAUAACCUGAUAGUGGGAUUAGUCCUACUAACAAGAGGCAGAGAUGAAGAGAAAGCAAAAUACAUUUUCAGUCUCUUUUCCAAUGAAUCUGGGAGUUACGUUGUCCGUGAAGAGAUGGAGCGGAUGCUUCACAUUGUUGAUGGAAAAAUCCCAGAUUCGCUCAAGAGAUGUUUCUCUGAGGGUGAAAAGGUAAACUAUGAAAAGUUUAAGAAUUGGUUAUUGCAGAACAAAGAUGCUUUCACGUUCUCUCGUUGGCUGCUAUCUGGAGGAGUGUAUGUUACACUCACCGAUGAUAGUGACACCCCUACCUUCUAUCAAACUUUGGCCGGAGUCACACACUUGGAAGAAUCAGACAUCAUUGAUCUUGAAAAACGAUAUUGGCUUUUGAAGGCUCAGUCAAGAACUGGACGUUUUGAUUUAGAGACAUUUGGCCCUUUAGUUUCCCCUCCCAUUCAUCCAUCUCUGAGUGAAGGUUUGUUUAAUGCCUUUGAUGAAAAUCGUGACAAUCACAUAGACUUUAAGGAAAUCUCCUGUGGGCUGUCGGCAUGUUGCAGGGGACCCUUGGCAGAAAGGCAAAAAUUUUGCUUUAAGGUUUUUGACGUUGACCGGGAUGGAGUUUUGUCUCGCACUGAACUUAAAGAAAUGGUAGUUGCACUUUUAGAGGUCUGGAAAGACAACCGUACUGAUGAGAUACUUGAAUUGGGCAUGAACUUGUCUGAAAUCGUAGAAGACAUUUUGGAUGCACAUGAUACCACAAAGCUUGGACACCUCAGUCUGGAAGACUAUCAGAUCUGGAGUGUGAAGAGUGCUCUUGCCAAUGAAUUUUUAAAUCUACUUUUUCAGGUUUGCCAUAUAGUUUUGGGUUUAAGACCUGCUACCCCAGAAGAGGAAGGACAAAUUAUUAGGGGUUGGUUAGAACGGGAAAGCAGAUAUGGUCUCCAGCCAGGGCACAACUGGUUUCUCAUCGCAAUGCAAUGGUGGCAGCAAUGGAAAGAAUAUGUCAAAUAUGAUGCUAACCCUGUUGUGAUAGAACCUUCAUCUGUCUUGAGUGGAGGUAAGAAUUCACUCGUAGCUGCUGCAAUCCAUACAUCAGAACAGAGAGAAGACAAAACAGGAGGUCUAAAUUACUUUUCUGUCACAGAAGAAAAGUUUUCAGAUAAUAUUUCUACUGCAUCAGAAGCCUCAGAGACUACUACCAGCAGUUUUCUUUACUCCAGUACUCCAGCAGCCGAUAUGUGUUUUGCUAGGCAACAUAACACUUCGGACAAUAAUAAUCAGUGUUUACUUGGAUCCAGUGGAAAUAUAUUGCUACAACUUAAUCCACAAAGACCAGGAGCUAUUGAUAACCAACCACUUGUAACACAAGAACCAGUCAAGGCUGCAUCAUUAACACUGGAAGGCGGACGAUUAAAACGAUCUCCACAUCUGGUUGAAGGGAGGGAUUAUAAAAUGGUACCAGAACCAGUAUGGAGAGCCCUUUACCACUGGUAUGGGGCAAACCUGGCAUUACCUAGACCAGUGAUCAAAAACAGCAAAACUGGCGUCGCUGAGCUAGAGUUAUUUCCUCGCUAUCUGCUCUUUCUGAGACAGCAACCUGCCACUCGAACACAGCAAUCAAACAUCUGGGUGAAUAUGGGUAUGAUGAGCCUGAGAAUGUUUCCCCAUCAUUUACCUAGAGGGAAUGUACCUUCUCCCAGUGCUCCUUUAAAACGAGUGUUGGCUUACACAGGCUGCUUUAGUCGGAUGCAGACUAUUAAAGAGAUACAUGAAUAUCUGUCCCAGAGGCUACGUAUAAAAGAGGAGGAUAUGCGGCUGUGGUUAUACAAUAGUGAGAACUAUCUUACUCUUCUGGAUGAUGAGGAUCAUAUGUUAGAAUACCUGAAAAUCCAAGAUGAGCAGCACUUAGUAAUAGAAGUUCGAAACAAAGACAUGAGCUGGCCAGAGGAGAUGUCAUUUAUAGCAAACAGUAGUAAAAUAGACAGACAUAAAGUUCCUACUGAAAAGGGUGCCACUGGAUUAAGUAAUCUGGGUAAUACAUGUUUCAUGAAUUCAAGUAUCCAGUGUGUCAGUAACACACAACCUCUAACACGGUAUUUCAUCUCAGGAAAACAUCUUUAUGAACUCAACAGGACAAAUCCAAUAGGAAUGAAAGGACAUAUGGCCAAGUGCUAUGGGGAUUUGGUUCAGGAACUAUGGAGUGGAACUCAAAAGAACAUAGCUCCAUUAAAACUACGGUGGACGAUAGCAAAAUAUGCUCCAAGAUUUAAUGGUUUUCAGCAGCAGGACUCGCAGGAGCUUCUGGCUUUUCUUCUGGAUGGUCUUCAUGAGGAUCUGAACAGAGUUCAUGAUAAGCCAUAUGUAGAACUGAAAGAUAGUGACGGUCGACCCGAUUGGGAGGUAGCAGCAGAGGCCUGGGAAAAUCAUCUGAGAAGAAACAGAUCAAUCGUAGUGGAUUUGUUUCAUGGGCAGCUAAGGUCCCAAGUAAAAUGCAAAACAUGUGGGCACAUAAGUGUUCGAUUUGACCCUUUUAAUUUUUUAUCCUUGCCUCUUCCGAUGGAUAGCUACAUGCACUUAGAAAUUACAGUAAUUAAAUUAGAUGGUACCACCCCUGUUCGAUAUGGGCUCAGACUGAACAUGGAUGAAAAGUAUACAGGUUUAAAAAAGCAGCUAAGUGAACUUUGUGGGCUAAAACCAGAACAGAUUCUUCUUGCAGAAGUACAUAGCUCUAAUAUAAAGAACUUUCCUCAAGACAACCAGAAGGUUCGGUUAUCAGUGAGUGGGUUUUUGUGUGCAUUUGAGAUACCGGUCCCAGGAUCCCCCACAUCAGCGUCUAGUCCUGUGCAAACAGAUUUCUCCACUGGGCCAUCAGCUAAUGGAAUGCUCAACAUAAUGAUGAAUGGGGAUUUCCCCAGACCAACACUAAUUCCAAAUGGAAUGCCAAAUACUGUAGUGCCAUGUGGAACAGAGAAUAACCUUGCCAAUGGGAUGAUGAAUGGUCAUGUGUCCUUGCUUUCUGAUAGUCCAUUUAUAGGCUACAUCAUUGCAGUCCACAGAAAAAUGAUGCGGACGGAACUAUAUUUCCUUUCAUCUCAGAAGAAUCGUCCCAGUCUCUUUGGAAUGCCAUUAAUUGUUCCAUGUACUGUUCAUACUCGGAAAAAAGACUUGUAUGAUGCAGUAUGGAUUCAGGUUUCCCGGCUUGCGAGCCCUCUCCCUCCCCAGGAAGCUAGUAACCAUGCACAAGACUGCGACGACAGCAUGGGGUACCAGUAUCCAUUUACGCUUAGGGUGGUUCAGAAGGAUGGAAAUUCUUGUGCGUGGUGUCCAUGGUACAGAUUUUGCCGUGGGUGUAAAAUCGAGUGUGCAGAAGACAGGGCUUGUAUUGGAAAUGCUUACAUCGCCGUAGACUGGGAUCCUACAGCCCUUCAUCUCCGCUACCAGACAUCACAGGAACGGAUUGUAGAAGAGCACGAAAGUGUUGAACAAAGCCGGCGGGCUCAGGCGGAGCCUAUCAAUCUGGAUAGCUGUCUCAGAGCUUUUACCAGUGAGGAGGAACUGGGAGAAGAUGAGAUGUACUACUGUUCCAAGUGCAAGACUCAUUGCCUGGCCACUAAAAAACUGGACCUUUGGAGGCUUCCCCCUAUUUUGAUAAUUCACCUGAAACGAUUUCAGUUUGUAAAUGGCCGCUGGAUAAAAUCUCAGAAAAUUGUUAAAUUUCCUCGCGAAAAUUUUGACCCAAGUGCCUUUCUGGUACAACGGGAUCCAAGUCAUUGUCAACGAAAGCAGCGAACUCCCCAGGUUGAUGACCUUUCUGAGCCACGGAUUCUGCAAGGGGAGCCUAGAAAAACAGAUCUCCAAAAUACUUAUACAUCAGGCGAAGGGGAUGUGCUGAACAGGAGUCCAUCCUCAUUUAACACUAGUAGCAUCUUGAAUAAUAUCAAAGCAUCUCCAUCACCAGGGAGGAAAAGUGGAACCAGCUGUCCUUCAAGUAAAAACAGUAGCCCAAAUAAUAGCCCAAGGACUUUAGGAAGAGGUAAAGGGCGGCUGCGGCUACCACAGAUAGGUAAAAACAAACUAUCAAAUAGCAAAGAAAAUUUGGAUGCAAGUAAAGAGAAUGGUACUGACCAGGAACAGAAAUUUACUUCUGACCAAGGAGAUGCCAUUAGCAAAGGACACGUUUUGGGUGGUAGCCAGAGUGAAUUAUUCAUUUUUCAGGACGAGAUGACUUUAGCCAAUGGAUACGUUUGUGAACAGAAUGCAUAUAGUAAUGGCAGUAUCAAUGGUGUGAUUGAUAACCACAGUGAGGAAGAUAUGACAGAUGACCAAAGAGAAGUCUGUUUUAACCCUAUUUACAAUCUAUAUGCCAUUUCGUGCCAUUCAGGAAUUAUGGGAGGAGGUCAUUAUGUCACUUAUGCCAAAAACCCAAAUAACAAGUGGUACUGUUACAAUGACAGCAGCUGUAAGGAAUUACAUCCUGAUGAAAUUGACACCGACUCUGCCUACAUUCUUUUCUACGAGCAGCAGGGGGUAGACUAUGCGCAGUUUUUGCCAAAGAUAGAUGGCAAAAAGAUGGCAGACACAAGCAGCAUGGAUGAAGAUUUUGAGUCUGAUUAUAAAAAGUACUGUGUUUUACAGUAAACAAGUGAUCUUCCAUGGACCGUUUGAGAGCAUGCAGGAUGAAACUUACAUUUGGCUACAGUGUUGUUGAAGUGAACAAGCUAAAUGUCAGUUGUCUUAUCCUGUGGUCAGAAAGCACAACAAGAAAAAUCUAAUUAGAUAGCAGUUAACAUAAACGUUGUUUUUGUUCUAAUAUCUCACUACAUGCUCUAAACAAUUCUGAUGUUAGACAUCAGAUUAAAACUGCCAUUGGCCUUUAAAUAACAUGGUUUGAUGAAAGCCAACGAGGACCAAAUAAGAGCUAAAUGAAAUAGUCCAAAUAAGAGCUAAACAGAGUAGUGUAGCGUUUACCAAUUAUUCUAACAAAAUCCUAAGGUUCUCCUUAGAUUCAAGAUGAUGGGAAAAAAUUGUAGUGUUGUCUAUUGACUACACGAUAUUGCUACCUCCUUUUUCCUGAAGUUUCAUCCCAUUUUAUUGGCAAGACAGGGAAAGCAAGAAAAUGAAAAGUGCACAAAGCUUACGAAAUGGUUAUGGAAUUUUUCCAUUUUUGCCACUAUUUAUGUGUAUUGUUGCUUUCAAUAUGUUGGGAGCACAACCAAAUCAUAAUUUGAGCGCAGAUUGAUUUCUGCACUUGAAUGGUUUAUUAUAAUUUUGUUUUCUCCACAUGUUGGUUGUGCAAAUCAGUGAAUUUCAGGAAUGGCUGUCUGGCCUGAGGAAUCCUGUCUUUUAUAUACUGAAAAGUUUCAGAAAAAAUAUCUGUGGUUAUAUGCAUUGGGUCUGAAUGUGCACUUUCCACAAAGUGCUCCCAACUCAUGGAAGGACAGGUAUUAUGUUUCAUUACUAGUGUUGCUUUUAAAUUUUGCACUUUUUAAAAAAAUUCAUACCAGUACAAUUCAGAAGCAUUGUUCGUUUUUGUUGCUGUAAGGUCUCCAGAGGGAAUGGAUGUCACCGUUGUCUACUAUGUCUUUUAAAACAAACGUCAGAAAUGAUGGUUGUCAGGUAGCUAUGUUAAGAGGCAAGAAGGAUUUUUGUUCAUUUCAUAAUUUAAACUGGGUUUGGUUUUUUAAUUGGUUUGCAUUUUCAAAUUUUCUUACUGUAACAGGCUAGGGAUUAAUUUGCAGGGUUUUUGAAAAAACCCACUUUUUAACAGCAUUAGUCAACAAAUUUGCUACUACUUGGCAUUCAUUUUAUUACUCACUGGCUAGAUUCUGCUUUCCUUGCUCAUCCAAAACUCCCUUUUAAGUCAGUGGGGCUUUGGCUUGAGCAAGGAAUGCAGGAUGGUUGGGGCUUGUUCAAGACUGGAAAAAAGGUUAUUUAUGAGUAGGCAUUUCUUUUAGUAUUUUAGCCGUGUUAAAUUGUUAGCAUAUCUGAAUUGAGGUAAAUGUUUUACUCUUUUUUCAGCCUUUUCUUCAACUGAGCCUCAGCAAGUUAGUAAUUUUAUCAUUCAUUUCCUUAAGCAUCCCUCUUUAGACUUGGCAUAAUUACUGAUUAAAUUUACAUUUACAUUGUAGAUCUGUAAAAUUAGUUAAUAUUCAACCUCCUUUCAGUGUGUUCUACAACAAUGCCAAAUCAACUAGGAAGUAUACACUUUUCAGAAAGGGGCUGUUUUUAUCCAUUUAAGAAACUAUAUAAAGUUGAUCGUGCUGUCUUUACUCAGGCAACCCCCCCCCCCCCAAUCUUAAAUGGAAGUUGUAAGGAUUGAUCAGUUUCAAAAUAAGUAUUGUCUUUGACCUAAGGUGUCGAGCCCUAUUUUGUGUGUUCUUUUAUCUUUAGAGUGGUCUAAACAGUGAGGUUGAAGAAAAGCAAAUGUUAUGAAUUGUGGAAUUUCUCAUUUUGGAAUUUUGUGAUCACAUUUCUCUAUAUCUCCCUAGCCAAACUCCAUGAAAAUUGAAAGAUUUUCAAAUUAUUUACUUAAAAAGGUUUUAUUUAAGCAGGUAGCACAAUCUACUAAUGUUAUUUGAUCUUCUGUGUUUGUUACAUUGGUUGUAAUUAUUUUUUUUAAUUAAAUUAAUUCAUGAAUUAGCAGGAAAUUUAUUAAGUUAACUACAUUCACUUUGUAAAUUAUUGUAUAAAACUUAUUGACAAUGCACUGACUUUAGAAAGAUGUUAAUGUACAUAAAUACCAUGUAAAUAAAAGUGUUGAUGUAUUGGACUAUGACCUGUAUAAAAAAUGUAUCAGUAAUUGUAUAUGGAGUGAACUUGUUUAUCUGUAACUAUAUUAUUCAGACAAAUUAAAAACUGUGGAUGCA